GCACCUGUUCCACGUGCCCCUAUAAUAAAGAGGUCUCACAGCAUUUCGGCAGUUCUGCUUUUGGAGUUUUCACAUCUACACGUCAAACCGAUUCCUCGCCUUUUUAAACAACAGGUUUUAUACAAGAUGUUGACGUUCUCUAGUAUCGGUAUUGCUCUUCUGGGACUUGUCUUCACUGUAGACGGACAAACAGUGGCACCGGAUCCCCGGUGUGAUGCGUUCCGGGAUGGCAUAGGAAACAUCAUGGUCGAAGGCAUGGAUUGCAGAUACUACCUCUCGUGCUGGAACUUCAUCAUCGCUUACGAACCCAUGCACUGUGCUGGCGGGACGAUCUUCAACCCAGACACUGGCAUGUGUGAUGCGGAGGAAUGCAACGAAGGAAACACUCGAUCUCAAUACGCGUGUCAAGAGGGUGCUCUACCGGGUGACUGUUCCCGCUACAACUUGUGUUUCAACACUCCCAAUGUCACCUUCCAAUGUGGCGAGCAAACCUACUACCACAACGAAAUGCUCGUGUGCGUAAAUCCCAGCGAAUACCCGGACUUGCCAGAAGAACAGGGAUGUGCCUACAACCCCUAGUCACAGCAUCCACAACAACUGCAGCAUCUACAUCUACCACAACUGCAGCAUCUACAUCUUCAACAACUGCAGCACUUUUUGCUUAUGACAAAUGUUUCUGAGGACAGUCCUUUAAGAUGGGGUGGACAAAGAAUUGUAAUUUGUUUUUAGACAAAGAGCAAUACAGUUUUCAUAACACCAUAACAUUAUCUUACAUUUGAACAAUAAAAUUAAAAGAAAUA
This is a messenger RNA of Haliotis rufescens (red abalone), 800 nucleotides long. RefSeq lists its product as uncharacterized. NCBI's taxonomy places the organism in Eukaryota, Metazoa, Mollusca, Gastropoda, Lepetellida, Haliotidae. The record is from RefSeq and is a predicted model, not a curated record. The transcript is spliced from 3 exons. Bases 127 to 579 code for a protein of 150 amino acids. Gene Ontology annotation, molecular function: chitin binding. Gene Ontology annotation, cellular component: extracellular region.